Messenger RNA from Gopherus flavomarginatus (Mexican gopher tortoise), 1272 nucleotides. RefSeq names its product zinc finger and SCAN domain-containing protein 29-like. NCBI's taxonomy places the organism in Eukaryota, Metazoa, Chordata, Testudines, Testudinidae. The transcript is spliced from 3 exons. The record is from RefSeq and is a predicted model, not a curated record. Bases 169 to 1272 code for a protein of 367 amino acids.
AGCAGGUAUCCCAGCAUACCUGAAGAUGCCUUUCUGGUAAUCAAGCAAACUCCACUGCCCUGUGCUCACCUGACCCCUCCUUUAAAUGCCCCGGGAAAUUUAAAAAUCUCCUUCCUGUUUGCUCAGCCAGGUGUGGAGUGCAAUUAAUCUAUCAAUCACUCAGCGACCAUGCCUCCACGCACCAAACGAGCCCCAGAAUGGACCAAUGCAGAGCUGCAGGACCUCAUUAGUGUUUGGGGAGAGGAGGCUGUGCAAACACAGCUGCGCUCCAGAAGGAGAAAUGAUGAUACGUAUGGGCAGAUAUCGCAGUCCUUGAUGAGAAGGGGCCAUGAAUGGGACGCCUUGCAGUGCAGGGUAAAAAUUAAAGAGCUGAGGAGUGCGUACUGCAAAGCCCGUGAGGGAAAUCGCCGCUCAGGAGCUGCCCCCACAACCAGCUGCUUUUACAAGGAGCUGGAUGCCAUACUUGGGUGUGACCCCACUGCGAAUCCUAGGAGCACGAUGGAGAGUUCAGAGCAGGGAGCAGUGGGGGAUAUUGUAGAGGACGGAGACAGUGAGGCUACUGGCGUGGAGGGAGACACCCCGGAGUCCCAGGACACAUGCAGCCAGGAUCUCUUCUCAAGCCCGGAGGAGGCUAGCCAGUCGCAGCAGCUGGAAGCUGAUGUUGAGGAGGAAGCUGAGGAUCGUGCUCGGGGGACCUUGACUACUGCAGCCAUAUCACCGGCCUCACGUAGGUUGCAGAACUUGAGACGGAAUCCUAGGAAAUCAAAAGAGGAAUUGAUCAAGUCUGUUAUGAGCCACUACAACAGAGAAAGUAGGAAUACAGAGGAAUGGAGAGAGAAGACGUAUGAAUGGAGAAGCAGUGUACAGGACUGGAGAAAGAGUGUACAUGAAUGGAGGCAAACAGAAAGCAGGAGAAAGGAAUUGUCUGCCAAAAAAACCACAAAGCAGAUAAGCCUCCUGUCUCGCCAAACUGAGUCUUUCGAGUCUCUUGUAGCCAUGCAGACAAAUAUGUACCGUGGUAACCCACAGCCUUCCCAAAGACCUCUUCCUUAUGAACAAGAGUCUUUCCUGAAAAUAGCAGAAGUUAGUGAAGAACAAACAGAGAGAUUUACAAGAGGUGGACUUGACUCUGAUGGAACAUGUAGCUUCUUCAGCCCAAUCAAGAAAUCUGGUAUCAAAACAUUUGCUGACAUGGUCAAAAUGGUCAAAUAUAAGUCUAGCAAGAGAGGACAAACACAGCUGCUGUCAGUCCAGAAAUUGUUUUCCACAUAG